AACAAUUGAAGUCAUAUAGGUCGUACUACGUAAUCGGUCUCUUGAGCUGCAUCCAUGGCGUCCUUUAAGCCUGUCAUCGUCCUCGCCACCCUCCUCCUUACCGCCCUCCUCAUGGCUGCGGACGCUCAGCCGACACCGAAGAUAGAUUGCCCGUCGUCGUGCAACGCUCGUUGUGCGAAGAACUGGAGGAACGAGAUAUGUAAUAAGGACUGCAAUAUCUGUUGUGACAAGUGUAACUGCGUCCCUUCCGGCACCGGCCAAGAGACCCGUAACGAAUGCCCCUGCUAUGCCAAAUUGGUUGACUCAAAGACUGGCAAGCUCAAGUGCCCAUAAUCGAUCGAUCAUAAUGCAUUCAUCUACGUGCCAGACUGCUACCUGAAUCGAAUAUGCUCUCUCUUGUUUUA
Messenger RNA from Hordeum vulgare subsp. vulgare (domesticated barley), 404 nucleotides. Its product is annotated as cypmaclein-like. The transcript is spliced from 2 exons. The record is from RefSeq and is a predicted model, not a curated record. NCBI's taxonomy places the organism in Eukaryota, Viridiplantae, Streptophyta, Magnoliopsida, Poales, Poaceae. Bases 55 to 333 code for a protein of 92 amino acids.